AUGGCUCUUGGGACUCUUGAAGUUAUUCUAAUAAGUGCAAAAGGCCUUCACAACAGUGAUUUUUUCGGGAAAAUGGAUCCUUAUGUGAUUCUCACUUAUCGCAAUCAGGAGCACCGAAGCACUGUGGCUAAAGGUGCAGGAUCUAACCCCCAUUGGAAUGAAAGCUUUCUUUUCACUGUUUGUGACAGUGUCUCUGAACUUAAUCUGAGGCUAAUGGACAAGGAUACGUUAACUAGUGAUGAUUUCCUUGGUGAGACAAGAAUUAAUCUGGAAGGUGUCUUUAAUGUGGGGAACAUUCCAGAAACUACUUACAAUGUUGUGAAGGACCAAAACUAUUGUGGGGAGCUCAAAGUGGCACUCACCUUUAAUCCUGAGAGAUGCUACUGA
Molecule: messenger RNA, 387 nt
Organism: Vigna umbellata (rice bean)
Lineage: Eukaryota; Viridiplantae; Streptophyta; Magnoliopsida; Fabales; Fabaceae
Product: elicitor-responsive protein 3-like
Source: RefSeq, a predicted model, not a curated record